AUGUCGCGCAAGAACAACCGCAAAUUCCACAAGGCUCGCCAUGAGGCAGCCCUCAAGUGGGAGAAGAAGGAGCGGAGCCGAAGAGAGGAGCGCUUCGAGCGGAAGGCGCAGCUCGAGCAACUGACGAAGGCGAUGGAGCUUCUGGGCGGCGGAGGGCGGAAGGAGGAAGCGAAGGCCGAGGAGCAAAUGGAGGCUUCGGACAGUGUGCCGGCUGUGGCGAGCGCAGAGGAAGCGAGCUCCGACGAAGAUGAAGACAUGGAGGGCAAGAAACCUUCUAAGAAGUCGAGCAAGCGGCAAGCCGGAGCGAAGGUGAAGAAGAUUCUGUGCAAAGAUGCGACGCUGAAGAAGAAGGCGUUGGCACGGCUGAAGGCGCGUGCGAAAAAGCGAGCGAUGCUGUCAGACGACGAGGAAGACCCCAAAGACAAAGUUGUCGCAGUUGUGCGAGGCCAUCGUCAAGGCGUCAAGGAAAUCCACCGCUGCCGGGAUAAAAAGAUUCUUCGGCAAAUCCUCAAACGCGAACGUGAGUUCUCCCCGAGAGGCUGCAGCCUCGGCGAAACCUGGUUAUCGAAGAGACUCAGCUUGUUCACUGGGCUCGCUUCACACGCUCUCUCUGUUACUGUGUCUGCUCGCGUAUUCCGCUACCCUCACUCUGUCGGCAUUACCUCGCAUAUCUUCUUCACGCAAACGCGGAACGGGCAGCCUGUGCAAGUUUACUACUGCGCCUAA
Besnoitia besnoiti is the source of this 726-nucleotide messenger RNA. RefSeq lists its product as uncharacterized. The record is from RefSeq and is a predicted model, not a curated record. Lineage: Eukaryota; Apicomplexa; Conoidasida; Eucoccidiorida; Sarcocystidae. The transcript has 4 exons. The coding region runs from base 1 to 726 and encodes 241 amino acids.